AUGAAUGGAAAUAAAAUUGGUUCUUCUUCAGAAAAUGCUAAUAAUUAUGCAAUUUCAGCCCCAUAUAUAAAUAAUUUCCAUAAUGUUGACAAAAUUAAAUUUCAUGUUCCAACAUUGUUUAACUCCUUUUAUGUAGACAAUUUAGAAGCAAAUACUGUCUAUAAAUUUACAAUUCGGGCAGUGUAUUCUGAUGGAGAAUCUGAAGAUAGUGUUACUCUUACUGCAAAAACUGCUCAAAAUUAUGGAAAAGUUAUUGAUAUUACUGAGAAAGGUGCUAAUGGAGACGGAAAAACGAUAAAUACUGAUGCUAUCCAGGGAGCUAUAAAUGAUUGUGGGCAAACCUCUUCUGCUUUUGACUGUAAAGUUUUAGUCCCAGAGGGUACUUUCAUUUCUGGGGCUUUAUUUAUACAAGCACCAUUAACGUUGGAAUUGGCUGAAGGGGCUAUUUUACAAGGAUCGGGUGAAAGUGGCGAUUUUCCUAAAAAUAGAGGAAGAUCUGGCAAACCUCCAUCUCUUCUUAAUGUUAUAGACAAACCAGUAACAAAUCUUCGGAUUACUGGAAAGGGAUCAUUUAAUGGUAAUGGCUGGGAAACUGACCAAGUUCUGGAAGAUGAAGUUGGAAAUGAUAUGCCUAUAUAUUCUAAAGGAAAUUCAAAUGAUUAUAGCAAAGGAAUUCUUGCAAAAAGCCAAUUAUCUGGAGGAGGUUCCUUCCAAAGUUCUCGUUCUUCUUUAGCUUCUUUUUAUCGUGUAACAAAUUUAUUUAUUGGAGGCAAUUUAACAUUCAAAAAUCCUUCUUUUCAUGGAUUGGAGUUUGAUUAUAGCAGUAACAUUGUAGGUUUAUUUUGGCGGGUAAUUGAGGGUGUUUUGGGUUUUUGUGUUUUGAUAAGCGCUAGAUACAUUAGGAUAUCCCACCACCGAUUGGGAUUCGUUUUAAAAGAAAUCUUAAAGGCUAUAAUUAACAACCGAGUACUAACAUAUGCCGUAACUAAUGGAGAUGGAAUUGAUCUUGGCGGUUGCUCCAAUGUCCAAAUACUUAAUAAUUUAUUGGAUACUGGAGAUGAUGCGUUUGCCUUAUCUGCAGGUGCUGGUCGUACCGGCGAAAAUGGAAACCCAACAGAAUGUAUACUCAUAAGAAACAAUUAUAUUAGACACAGUCAUGGAGCACCGUCAGCUGGAAGUCAUACAGCUGCUUGGAUAAAAAAUUUACUCGUUGAGUACAAUGUAAUAGUCUCAGCAUCAAAUGGUAUUCGUUGUAAAAGUAGCCCGCCAAUGGGUGGAGGUGUAAUGAAUGCUGUAUUUAGAAAUAUUGCAAUGUUAAAUGUAGGAAGUAAAAAUACAGCAAAUUUAGGAAAUAUUCAAUUAGAUGGAAUAACAGAAGAAGGAAGUGCUAUAAUUUUAACAUUAAAUUAUUUGGAUGAAACAAGUGAUUUAAAAUUCCAAAAAGCAGUAAAUUCAGCAAAUUUUGAAGAAAUUGAAUUUAGUGAAAUAACAAUAGAUAAUGUUAAUAAAGGAAAUUCUGGACCUUCAAUUUUAAUGGAGGGAUAUGAUAAAAGCCAGACUAAUUAUCCAAAAACUUAUUUAAAAAAUAUUGUAAGUUUAUUUUAA
This is a messenger RNA of Meloidogyne enterolobii, 1605 nucleotides long. Lineage: Eukaryota; Metazoa; Nematoda; Chromadorea; Rhabditida; Meloidogynidae. The record is from the annotation of a GenBank genome assembly.